Messenger RNA from Plectropomus leopardus (leopard coralgrouper), 2125 nucleotides. It is a transcript of the gene aifm4, whose product is annotated as apoptosis inducing factor mitochondria associated 4. Lineage: Eukaryota; Metazoa; Chordata; Actinopteri; Perciformes; Serranidae. Gene Ontology annotation, molecular function: 2 iron, 2 sulfur cluster binding; oxidoreductase activity, acting on NAD(P)H. Gene Ontology annotation, cellular component: cytoplasm. The record is from RefSeq and is a predicted model, not a curated record.
ACGCGCUCUCGGUCCUCUGCGGAGAGCGGGGAUACUUUCCAGCGACACAUGCAUCAUUCCUGACUGUUGUUUUUGUUGGCAGAAAACAGGAAUGAGUCAGUGCCAAGAGUCAGGUCAAGGUGCGGAGCAGGAGGAGGAGGUGACUGACGUGGUGUGUCAGGAGGCUGACCUGAAAGAUGGACAGAUGAAGGAAGUAACUGUGGGGGAACAGAAGGUGUUGCUUGUCCGCACUCGGGGUCAAUACAGUGCUGUUGGAAGCCAGUGCUCUCAUUACAAUGCUCCUCUUGCCAAAGGGGCAUUGGUUGGCGACAGAGUGAGAUGUCCGUUUCAUGGUGCUUGCUUUAAUGUCAGAACUGGAGAUAUCGAAGAGUAUCCAGGUCUGGACUCUCUGCCUUGUUAUAAGGUAAAAGUUGAGGAUGGCAAGGUGUAUGUUUCCAUCAACAAAAAAUCUCUGAAAUUGAUGAAGCGGGUGAAGACGAUGUGCAGCAUAGUGCCAGAAAUUAAACACACCAUCCUGCUGAUAGGAGGAGGCCCUGCCUCUCUGGUUUGUGCUGAAAUACUGCGGCAGAACUGCUACCAAGGUCGAAUCGUCAUGGUAACCAAAGACAACCUGCCUCCAUUUGACAAGCCCAAACUGAGUAAGGCUUUGAAUGUAGACAGCAGCAGCAUCCUCCUCCGGAGCGGUGACUUCUAUCAGCAGUAUGGGAUUGAGGUGUGGACACAGAAAGAGGUGGUGUCAGUGAACCCAGCUGAUAAGGCGGUGAAGCUGAGUGACGGCACUUUGCAGCAUUACGAUCAGCUUCUCAUCUCGACUGGCUGUAGAGCGCGACCGCUCGACUGUCCUGGAUCUGACCUGAAGGGAGUAACAUUGCUGCAAAGAUAUGAAGAUGCCAAAGAGAUUCACAACUCCUGUCUGGGCCAGAAAGCCGUUGUGAUCGGAGCCUCCUUCAUAGGUAUGGAGGUGGCCUCUUACUUAUCAGACAAAGCUGCCAGCGUGACCGUGGUUGGCACUUCAGGAUACCCGUAUGAGCGAUCUCUGGGACCAGAGAUUGGUAAAAUGACCAUGCAAAUGUUGGAAGAACAAAAUGUAAAGUUCUACAUGAACGAUGGAGUCACUGAGAUCCAAGGGGAGAACGGCAAGGUGAAGGCGGUGGUGCUGAAGAGCGGCAAAGUCCUGGAGGCUGAUGUGGUGAUUGCGGGAAUUGGUGUAAUCCCCAAUUCCGACUUUUUGUCAGGAAGCAAUGUAGAAGUGGAUUCAAGGAAAGCUGUGAUUGUUGACAAGUUCAUGAGGACCAAUAUACCAGAUAUUUUUAGCGCUGGAGAUGUGACCUCUUUUCCUCUGACCAUUCGUGGAGACCAAAGGGUCAACAUCGGUCACUGGCAAAUGUCACUGGCUCAAGGAAGAGUAGCUGCCUUAAACAUGCUGAACAAACCAACCAAAUGUGAGUCUGUUCCUUUUUUCUGGACUGUGUUACUUGGGAAGAGUAUCCGAUACACAGGCUAUGGAGAAGGAUUCACAGAAAUCAUAUUCAAAGGCAAAGUGGAAGAAAGGAAGUUCCUGGCUUUUUACAUAAAAGAUGGGGCGGUGGUAGCUGCGGCCAGCCUGAUGUUCGACCCUGCUGUGGCUCGUAUUGCAGAACUGAUGGCUACUGGUCAGGUCUUAAAAAAAGCACAAGCUCAGGCUGAUGACUUGAGCUGGCUGCAGAUGUAGCCAGAGAGCUGCUGUAUCUCUCCAGGAAUCAGUGCCAAAUCAGAUUGCUCUGUUUAUGGCCUCAGGGCGUCUGAAAGCCAAUCAGACCUCUGCUCUUACACAAAGCAUUGUAACCAUGGCAGCAAGCAGAGGUCUUUGAACUUUGAGCAGAUUUAAUAAAUCUGAUCUCUGUGUAACGACCGUAAGACAGCAGUUUCACCUGUAUUCAUUCCAAGUUUUAACUACAGCUGUACUAAAAGUGGGUCGUCUAAAUGGUCACAGUGUGCCGUAAAUAUUAACUUCACAACAUUAACAUUUCUUUGAACUUGAAAUUAUAUUACAUAAACAUUCCAACUCUUAAGUAUUUUUUCAGUGUAAUCACAGUUAUGUAAUAAUAGUAAUUUUAUCCACUUAAAAACAUUCUGAAAACAGCAC